Molecule: messenger RNA, 2053 nt
Organism: Maniola jurtina (meadow brown)
Lineage: Eukaryota; Metazoa; Arthropoda; Insecta; Lepidoptera; Nymphalidae
Product: arylsulfatase J-like
Exons: 8
Coding region: 372-1997 (541 amino acids)
Source: RefSeq, a predicted model, not a curated record
GCAUCUCAGCAUAUAAUAUUAUUAUUAUCUAAAUGUUAUCCAUUUAAUAGAUAGGUAUUUCAUUAUGUACUGUAGAAUUAUAUGGCGAAGUAAUUAAUGUACAGAAGUUCAACAGAGCGGAAUUGACGAAUAUAACUUCUUUAUGACUUAGUAAUUACAUUAUUGUCUGAAUGAAGUAUCUCUCUUUUUAUUGCAAAUAGUUACAAGUGCUGUUAAAGUUCCUCUUAUAGGUAGUCCUUGAAUUUAAUGAUUUUUUAAUUAAUGCAGUGAAUUUAUAAUUAAAUAUUGCGUUGCUUUUCAAUAUUAGAAUUUCAACAAGAAAAUAACUACGGAAAAUCUCAAAGUACAAGCAAAACAAAAGCAAGUAAGAAAUGUUCUCUAAAUACAUGCUAUUACUAUUUCUCAUCCUGGUAUCCAGUAUGGAGGGAGACGCAGAUCGUCCAAAUAUCGUCUUUAUUAUAGCGGACGAUAUGGGUUGGGACGACGUGAGUUUCCACGGGUCGGAUCAAAUUUUGACGCCCAACAUAGACCUACUGGCUUACACGGGGGUCGCGCUCGAACGGUAUUAUAGCCACUGCGUCUGCACACCCUCACGCUCGGCUUUACUUACUGGGAAAUUUGGACACGUUACAGGUAUGCAAGGUUAUCCGCUAACAAAUGGCGAGGACAGAGCGUUGCCGAUAACUGAGAAGAUUAUGCCACAAUACUUCAAAGAACAUGGAUAUGCUACACAUUUGGUUGGCAAAUGGCAUGUUGGGCAAUCGCGUGUGGAAUAUUUGCCCACAUCGAGGGGUUUUGACUCGCAUUUUGGCCACAGAGGCGGCUACAUAGAUUAUUAUGAAUAUGAUUUGUUGGAAACGUGGAAUAUAGGAGAUGUUUCCGGAUACGACCUGUUCCGGAAUUUAUCAGUCGCUUGGGACGUCCAAGGGUACAUAACGGAUGUUUACAAUGAAGAAGCUAAAGCAAUUAUAAAAUCUCAUGACAUUACAAAGCCACUGUUUUUGAUGGUGGCCCAUAAUGCGCCACACUCGGCCAAUGAGCAAGCACCGUUGCAGGCGCCACCGGAUGUUGUACGUGCUAUGCGGCAUAUAGAGCUGCCUCAACGAAGAUACUAUGCCGCAAUGGUAAAAAAACUUGACGACAGCGUAGGUGAUAUUGUAAGAGCAUUAUUAGAAAAAGGUAUACUUGAAAACACCAUAAUAGUCUUUGUUUCUGACAACGGUGGCUUAUCGUCACAGACGUGGGCAAAUUAUGCGUCGAAUUGGCCUUUGAGAGGCCUUAAAACGACUCCUUUUGAAGGGGGCAUUAGGGUUAAUGCACUGAUUUGGAGUAAGAAUUUAACACAAGGGCAACAUUUAUGGAAAGGUUAUAUGCAUGUAGCGGAUUGGUUGCCGACACUUUCAAGGGCAGUUGACAUUGUUCCACCAAUAAACAUAGACGGAAUCGAUUUAUGGGAGAGUAUUGUAUCAAAUAGUGCAUCUAAAAGAGAUUUGAUUGUCGAGAUCGAUGAUUAUACAGGAUUUGCCGCAAUUAUAAAAGGUGAUUUUAAACUAAUAACAGGAAAUGUUAUACCGAAUUACAGCAACUAUCAAGGUCAUACACUUAGAGGUAUUGCUGGAAGUGGUCCUUCAUACGCAGACAGUAUUGAAAAAAGUGUAGUGUAUUCAGUACUUUCUAGUCUAGAGAUUCCGUUCAAGCACAUUGAUACAAAUCUUAGAAAUAAAAUAAAGAUUUCAUGCAAUCUCGACACGUCUUCUAAAGAUAUUUGUUACUCUGGGAAUGGUACUAUCUGUUUGUAUAAUAUCAAAGAAGACCCCUGUGAAUCGAGAGAUAUAUCAGCGAUCAAUCCAGAUUUAGUAGAAAAACUAUAUGCUCGAUUACAGAUAGAGACCAAAAGAGUUAUACCGAGAAUCAAACCACACGAAUCGAAUUUAAACGCUUUACCAAGUUUGCAUAACCAUGUAUGGAAUGUAUGGCGGUCAUCAGAUACAUCAUGAUAUAAUAUUAUGUAUAAUUAUUGGCAUAAGUGUUAUUAAUAAAGUAAUCUUUUUAU